Chelmon rostratus (copperband butterflyfish) is the source of this 3376-nucleotide messenger RNA. It is a transcript of the gene lpxn, whose product is annotated as leupaxin. The transcript has 9 exons. Gene Ontology annotation, cellular component: Z disc; filamentous actin; adherens junction. The coding region runs from base 119 to 1306 and encodes 395 amino acids. Gene Ontology annotation, molecular function: actin binding; muscle alpha-actinin binding. NCBI's taxonomy places the organism in Eukaryota, Metazoa, Chordata, Actinopteri, Chaetodontiformes, Chaetodontidae. Gene Ontology annotation, biological process: muscle structure development; actin cytoskeleton organization. The record is from RefSeq and is a predicted model, not a curated record.
AAGUGAGAGUAUGUGGUCCUCUGUGUGUCUCUGCUGGCGUCACCACAUGAUGAAGCUAUUCAGGAACACUGGAAUAAAUUAAAACCGUGUCCACAGCAGGUGUCAUGAACGCCACGUGAUGAUUAAAGAUUUGCUGUUGGAGGAGCUGGCCUUCAGUUCAGCAGCUUCACAGAGUGUCGAUGCGAGCAGGAGCAGCGAUCCAGCUGAUGGGGAGGUGCCAGGUUCAGAUUAUGCAGGAUUUACCAGGAAUGACAAAGGUUCAGUCUGCGCAAAUGUCUACAGUGAUCUGCCAGCUCCCGUGGCAGCUUCCCCAGACUCCAGCUCACUCAACGAGGAGCUGGACUCCAUCUUGCAGGAUCUGAUGAGUCUGGGACAAGGGGAUCAAGAGCCUUCAAUGAGCCCACCACCGCUUACACAGGAACAGUCAAAAAGGAAAACAGAAGGUGGGCAGCAGGAGAACAAGGAGAGCAGCAGCAGCGUAGCAGCUUCAGAUGCAGAGGCCUCGACCACGAACAAGAAAACAGAUACUAUAGAUGACCUGCUGGGAGGCCUGAGCUCUGACCUGGAGAAGAUUGGCGUACGCACUACAGCCAAGGGCCACUGUGCUUCCUGCAACAAAUGCAUUGUGGGAAAGAUGAUCACGGCGCUGGGCGAAGUGUGGCACCCUGAACACUUUGUGUGCGUGGCGUGUAAAAUGGAGCUGAGCACCACAGGCUUCUUUGAAAGAGAGGGGCAGCCGUACUGUGACAAGGACUACCAUCAGCUCUUCGCUCCUCGCUGUGCAUACUGCAAGGGGCCCAUCAUGCAGAACAUCCUGACAGCUCUGGACCAGACCUGGCACCCCGAGCACUUCUUCUGUACACACUGUGGAGGCCUGUUCGGACCUGAAGGCUUCCUAGAAAAGGAUGGGAAGCCAUAUUGUUGCAAGGACUUCUACAACCUCUUUGCUCCCAAGUGCUCAGGCUGUGGGGAGACAGUAAGGGAGAACUACCUGACUGCAGCCAAUGGCACCUGGCAUCCAGAGUGCUUCGUCUGCUCGGACUGUCUGAAGCCCUUCGCUGGUGGCUGUUUCAUGGAGCUGGACGGUCGACCCCUCUGCUCACUGCACUUCCACUCCCGGCAGGGCACUCUGUGCGGCAGCUGUAGCGAGCCCAUCACGGGCCGCUGCAUCUCUGCUCUCGACCGCAAGUUUCACCCCGAGCACUUUGUGUGCGCCUUCUGUCUGCGGCAGCUCAGCCAAGGCAUCUUUAAAGAGCAGAAAGGGAAGCCAUACUGCGCGGCUUGCUUUAACAAACUGUUUGUGUGAGACAUAUGAUGCAUAACACUCACAGUCAUUGUAUCGCUGUCAAUGCCGAGAUUGUAAUUUCCAAUAAUUUGAUUAAAUUAAAAUGAGACAAGUAUAUUAUUCUUACAUUAGAGCACAUUACAUUACAAGACUGUGUUUGCAAUGGUGCAGAACACGUUUCAUCUUCCAGUACUUCAUGACCAACUGAGGUAUGUGAAAUUUUAAGUUGUUCUGGAAUUUAAUUACAAACAAACAAACAGACAAACAAAAGAGUGUCAAACAUGAAAUGUGGCACAAAUUAUUUAUAGAUUAUGUAAAUAAUAUCAAGGGAGAAAUGCUAACACUGUAACAUAAUUAAUGACACGGUUGUAAAACACAAGAAAAACAUGUCUUUCCCAUGAUAAAAACACUGAGGAAACAUUUAACAUAUGUGAAGUUUGGAUGGUUCUACAAGGUGUGUUGCUGAGUUGAGUAAAUUAUACAGGAUUUCAUAUAUCAUGGUGACAUAAAAUGUAUAAAUGGAGAAAGAAAAAGACAGAGGUGCAGUUUUAAUCCGUGGUUUCCAUUGAGCUAUCCUCAGUAUGCCAUAAGACUUGGCAGUCCAGAGAUACUCUCUGGCAGUGUGGAGCGGUUCGUCAAGGGGCUUGUCUAUGUGGUCUGAUAGCUUGUAUUGGCAGUGGCUGGCAUGGAAUCGGCGUGCCAACCUGAGUUUCCUCUUACUCUGACUUACCAUUUGGCCCCUGGCAUGCACUGGAUUCAAACAACCUCUUCAUUCUCCACACAGGCUGCUUUAUAGCCGCCUAUGGAAGAUUAAUGAAGGUGGUGAGGUGAACAAAGGCGGGUUCAGAGGGAGCUCCUACACAUCACUGCAUCUCUUCAGCAACUCACUCUGACUGUUGAGGGAUGGAUCAACCACAAAGUGUUUUAGAGUACAUUUACUUUUGGUGAUGUACCUUUCAUGUCUGGGCCAGGCUUUCUUGUUGCCUUACACAUUUUUGUUCACCCCCACUGAUAACGGAUGAAAUGCGGCACAGUUAAGAUGUAUGAGAGGAAAUGUCUUAUCUAUUUAAAUGUAAGAUGUUGUCAGUGCAGAAUCACAUAACAAAAUCAAUGUUUUGCACCAACACAAACUGCAAUUUCAAAAUUGCAUUAAUUGCAACAAGCUCUUGAAUUCAUUUAGUUUUUUCCUUACUCAGAGGUGACAACGAUUCUGUCAUCUACUGUGGUGGAUCUUUAACUGAAGCAGAGUUACGCGUGAAGCAACAAAAUUCACAUUAACCUCUUCAUGAUGUACGUGCUCCAUUUUUGCUUGCCUUAUGUGUGAUUUUCCUGCAAGAUCUACAUGUCCUUGGACACGGCAUCAAGGACCAUGUGACAAUUGUUAAAUGACUAACUUCAGCAUUCAAGAUGUUUUAAAUCUCUGCAGCUGAUUUUAAAUAACCAAUGGAAGGUAUGAAAUGAAAAAAGUGUGAAGAACUUUUGCAAAGGACUGAACAUCACAGGGAUAAUCUGUAAAAUACUAAAGCUAACCACACUUGCCUAAAUUUUCUUGGUACCCACCUCUGCAGAAUACAAAAUUCUGACCAACGUCAGUCUGUAUCUUGUCAAACAGUUUCUUAUGUUCAGAUGAACACUGGCCACUCUUUGUUGGGCCGUAGAGGCAGCUUUCCUCAGCUUUUCUUCAAGUCACUUAGGCUCGCCGUGUGUGAAGUUAGCGUGUGAGUGGGAGCGGAGGUGAGCAUUAAUCAUGCUGUCAUCACCGUCAGACCAGGCCUCUCGUAGCCUCUGCAGAAUAUGGGCCUUGCAUCAUGGAAGAAGUGCAAAUGUAUCGUGCUCGGUCAAAGUCCAAGAUCGUAAGUGUUUAAUGAUGUGACGGCCUUGUGCCCAGAUUCCUACCGAACUCAAAGAUAUACUGUAAUGUUCAAUUUUACACCUCAGAGAUUUGCAUUGUGUUGUAAGAUGCAAUAGGAAUUUCACUUUCCGACAUGGAACAAUAUCAAGUUGGGUCUGAUGUGAAACCGCGUCAUGUGACUUCAUGAUUGAGGGGCGAUUAUGUUUACUCUAGUAAUAAAAAUGUUUCUUUCUGCACCA